AUGACACAGAAGAAAAAUAGAAAUUCUACCUCAUCCACUAAAUCCAAUGGUUCCGUUGCGUCAGCUGAAAAGCUUGUAGCUAAGAAGCGCCAGCGUGAAGAAGAUAGUGAAGAUGAAAUCGAACAAACAGAGGCCGAAAUGCAGCGUGUUAAAAAACUGAAGCAGAUGCUGGAGAUUGCUGGAGACAGCGAGGACAGUGACGAUUACAGCGAAAGCCAGGAUGAAGACGAAACUGAGGCUUCUGAUGACGACGAUUAUGAUGACGAAGAUGACAGCGAGCAUAAUGGAGAUUCUGAAGAGGAAGUAACUGAAAAAGUGGAGACAUCUAAGAAAGCAUCCGGUAAGAAAGAAAAGAAACAAACCCAAGCUAAGGCUAAUGGAGUUGCUAAGAUGGAAACCGUCGAUAAUAAGAGUCAAGUCAUCGGUAAAAUCGCAGAGCAAUUUAAACCAUCCGCCUCAAACGUAAUGCUUUUCAAUAUUCCGAGAAUCAAUGAACCCGAGCUCAAAGGAUUUCUUUCGAAGAGAAAUGUUAAUCCCGAAUCGAUUUGUUGCAUCAACGGACCAGUUGUUAUGCUCGGCUUUAGCAAUGAAGCCGCAGCCAAAAAAGCUCAAACAACCUGCUCGGGAGCAGCCUACAAUCAAAGCGUCUUAGCUGCAAUAACUGCCUCCGGGGAAGAUUUGGCCAUGAUAAGAUCAAACAAAAACCCCAAUCCCAGCAAGACUGAUGCCCCACUGACGUGUCUAUUUGUUACGGACCUCCCAAAAUCAGUCUCUGAAGAAGAGCUGGUCAAAGCUACCGGUAUUGUACCAAAGCACGUCCGUCUUAUCACCUCAGGCCGCAAGAACAGAAUCACGAACGCCUGCUAUAUCGAUUGUAAGUCCGAGACAGAUGCCAAAAAUGGCCUUCAAUCCCUCUCCAAACACAGCUUUGUUGGUAAGACUGUAAAGGUCUUCCUUAAACCCCAGUUUAACUUCAACCCUGUCACUGAAAAUUCUGUGAUUGUUGCCAACGUUCCCUUCAGUGUUGACAUAGAUGCUAUCAAGUUAGAAUUCCCAAAAGCACAGAAGGUUGAACUAACUAGGCGCGGUUGUUUUAUGCUCACGUUCGAAAGCGCUGAGAUAAGAGAUAAGGUCGUCAAAGAAUCAAAAGGAAAGGUUAUGGAUGGUCGUGAACUUAGGUUUAUCACAACCGAAAAGACUCAAGGCGAUGUUGCAGUCUUUGUCUCUAAUGUUGAAUUCUCUGUCACUGCUGAGGAACUCAAGGCGGUCUUUCCCGGUUGCAAGAAUAUCUUUAUGAAAAAGAGCAAAAAUGGCAAAUUUAAUGGGCAAGUGCCAAAUGCCAUUGUUUACUACCCUACAAAGGAAGAGGCCGAAGCUGGAGCUAAACAGGCUGCUGAUAAGGAAGUUAAAGGUCGUGCAAUUAAAGUCAAGAUGACAAGUGCUGAAUCCAAGACUGAGUCAGAAAACUCCAAAACACAAUCUAAACCAGCAUCCCAAAAAGCGACUACACCCAAGUCGAAAGUCGAGGAGGUCAAGAAGCCAGUUCAAGUGGGUAGUGAUUCCGAAAGUGAAGAAGACGAUGAUGGAAGUGAUCCUGAGUCUGACGAUGCCGAUGAAGAUAUUACCGACGGUGAUGAUUCGGAGGAUCAGGAUGAUGAUAAUGAUGAUGAUGAUGACGACGACGAUGUUGAGGAUGAGGACGAUGAUGAAGAUAACAGUGAAGACGAUGAUGAAUCAGAAGAAUCUGUUAAACCACCUGAACAAAAGCGAGUAAAAAUGGAUGCACCUGAGACUAAGUCUCCAAACUCUCGACCUCCAUUUAAACCACGUGGCCGCGGAAAUGGUGAUUUCCGAGGUGGAAAUCGCGGUGGUGGUUUCCGAGGUGGUAAUCGUGGUGGUGGCGGUUUCCGAGGCGGUAACCGCGGUAAUGGUGGAUUCCGAGGUGGUCGGGGUCGAGGUGGAAAUGGUGGCGGAUUUCGCGGAGGCAAUCGUGGACGCGGUUCAUUCAAGAACUAA
This is a messenger RNA of Rodentolepis nana, 2016 nucleotides long. Lineage: Eukaryota; Metazoa; Platyhelminthes; Cestoda; Cyclophyllidea; Hymenolepididae. The record is from the annotation of a GenBank genome assembly.